Nycticebus coucang (slow loris) is the source of this 2542-nucleotide messenger RNA. RefSeq names its product protein phosphatase 2 regulatory subunit B'alpha (gene PPP2R5A). Gene Ontology annotation, biological process: protein dephosphorylation; signal transduction. Gene Ontology annotation, molecular function: protein phosphatase activator activity. The record is from RefSeq and is a predicted model, not a curated record. The transcript is spliced from 13 exons. The coding region runs from base 28 to 1488 and encodes 486 amino acids. NCBI's taxonomy places the organism in Eukaryota, Metazoa, Chordata, Mammalia, Primates, Lorisidae. Gene Ontology annotation, cellular component: protein phosphatase type 2A complex; cytosol; nucleus.
GAGUUGCCAAGCACCAGGGCCGCGGAGAUGUCGUCUUCGUCGCCGCCGGCGGGGGCUGCCAGCGCCGCCAUCUCGGCCUCGGAGAAAGUGGACGGCUUCACCCGGAAAUCUGUGCGCAAGGCGCAGAGGCAGAAGCGCUGCCAGGGCUCGUCGCAGUUCCGCAGCCAGGGCAGCCAGGCGGAGCUGCACCCCUUGCCCCAGCUAAAAGAUGCCACUUCAAAUGAACAACAAGAGCUUUUCUGUCAGAAGUUGCAGCAGUGUUGUAUACUGUUUGAUUUCAUGGACUCUGUUUCAGAUUUGAAGAGCAAAGAAAUUAAAAGAGCAACAUUGAAUGAACUGGUUGAGUAUGUUUCAACUAAUCGUGGUGUAAUUGUUGAAUCAGCGUAUUCUGAUAUAGUAAAAAUGAUCAGUGCUAACAUCUUCCGUACUCUUCCUCCAAGUGAUAAUCCAGAUUUUGAUCCAGAAGAGGAUGAACCCACGCUUGAGGCCUCUUGGCCUCACAUACAAUUGGUGUAUGAAUUCUUCUUGAGAUUUUUGGAGAGCCCUGAUUUCCAGCCUAGCAUUGCAAAGAGAUACAUUGAUCAGAAAUUUGUACAACAGCUCCUGGAGCUUUUUGAUAGUGAAGAUCCCAGGGAACGUGACUUCUUGAAGACUGUUCUGCAUCGAAUUUAUGGAAAAUUUCUUGGAUUAAGAGCAUUCAUCAGAAAGCAAAUUAAUAACAUUUUCCUCAGGUUUAUAUAUGAAACAGAACAUUUUAAUGGUGUUGCUGAACUCCUCGAAAUAUUAGGAAGUAUUAUCAAUGGCUUUGCACUGCCACUGAAAGCAGAACAUAAACAGUUUCUAAUGAAGGUUCUUAUUCCUAUGCAUACUGCAAAAGGAUUAGCUUUGUUUCAUGCUCAGCUAGCCUACUGUGUGGUACAGUUCCUGGAGAAAGAUACAACUCUAACAGAACCAGUGAUCAGAGGACUGCUGAAAUUUUGGCCAAAAACAUGCAGUCAGAAAGAGGUGAUGUUUUUAGGAGAAAUUGAAGAAAUCUUAGACGUCAUUGAACCAACACAAUUUAAAAAAAUUGAAGAGCCACUUUUUAAGCAGAUAUCCAAGUGUGUAUCUAGUUCUCAUUUUCAGGUUGCAGAAAGGGCAUUGUACUUCUGGAAUAAUGAAUAUAUUCUUAGUUUAAUUGAGGAGAAUAUUGAUAAAAUUCUGCCAAUUAUGUUUGCCAGUUUGUACAAAAUUUCCAAAGAACACUGGAAUCCGACCAUUGUAGCACUGGUAUACAAUGUGCUGAAAACCCUGAUGGAAAUGAAUGGCAAGCUUUUUGAUGACCUCACUGGCUCAUACAAAGCUGAAAGACAGAGAGAGAAAAAGAAAGAAUUGGAACGUGAAGAACUGUGGAAAAAAUUAGAAGAGCUAAAGCUAAAGAAAGUUCUAGAAAACCAGAACAGUACUUAUAGCACGGACAGUAUUCUCAGCACUGCAAGUGCUGAAUAAAAAAAAAAAGCCUAUCUCCUCUGCUGGAUAGGCAGUUUUGUAUACUUUUUUGAAAUAUGUAAAAAUUACCAAAAAAACCUCAUCAGUAUAAUAUAAUUAAAAGGCCAAUUUGUUUCCUGGCAACUGUAAAUGAAAAAAUACACGGACUAAACAUAGCCCUGUGCUAUAUCAUGGCCACAGUAUAUUGUAACUUUUGUCUAAUCAUUGAUGUGUCACUUCUAAAGUUUCACAGAAACGAAUGAAUUUUAUCUAUGAUAUGAAUGAGAUAAUUAUGGGAGUGGUAAGAAUUAUGACUUGAAUUCUUCUUUGAUUGUGUUGCACAUAGAUAUGGUAGUCUGCUCUGUAUAUUUUUUUCUUUUAUAAUGUGCUUUUCAUAUUGCUGCAGACCUUAGUUAUAUCCUAGGAAAAAGAACACUUCCUAAAAUAAAACUAAGGUAUCAUCCUUAUCCUUCCCUUUGUCUCUCCCAGAAAUAGGAUGGGGGGAAUUACCUGCCCCAAGUCCUCCCUCACUGAAAAUAUUACUGUACUCUGGAAUUAGAGUAAAACCUUAAAUCUCCAGGUUUUUAAAAGCACAAAAUAUAAAUAAAAGCUGGGAAAGUAAACCAAAAUUCUUCAGAUUGUUCUUCAUGAAUAUAUCCCUUCAUCUGCAACUCCCCGGAGUGAUGAACAGAUUAGUAGAGACAGCUCAUGUGAAUACUCAGCUUGCCUCUAAAUUCAUUCCUCUUCCUCUCAAAGGCUGAAGGCAGGGCCUUUCCAGUCCUCUACCUGCCCUUCCCCCAAGUCCCUCCUAACCCAGGGAUGGAGGCUUUGAGUCCCACGGUGUGGUGAUACCGAGUGCUAGCUAUCACUGCCUGGCUUUAUUUAAAGGAAAUGCCGUUGACUAUAUAGGUCUUGUAUGUUUUUACUUGGUCAAGUAUUUCUCACAUCUUUUGUUAUCCGAGUACCAUUCCAAUCUCUUAACUUACAGUUGUGUGGAAAAACUGUUUUGUAAUGAAAGAUCUUCACUGGGGGAUUGAACAGCAUUUAAUAAAGUCUAUGUUUGUAUUUUGCCUUA